AUGAAAGGGUUUAGUUGCAUUAUCACUGCGCUCUGGCUGGGCAGCUUAGGGACUGCCAUCAAGCCACCAACCACUCAUGUGGUCCAUGAGCAACGUCAUCCCGAUGCCUCCAGCACUCUCAUCAAGCGAUGGAAGCCUCACAGUGGACUUCAAUUGCCAAUGCGCAUUGGGUUGAAGCAGAAUAACAUAGAGAAAGCUCCGCGUUGGCUCAUGGAUGUGGCACAUCCCACGUCGAAGAAAUAUGGGAAGCAUUGGACAGCACAGGAGGUCAUUGAAGCCUUUAAACCCUCUGAUGAGACUGUCGACUCCGUAAAGCAAUGGCUAGAGGACAGUGGUAUUGCUGAAUGGCGCAUCACGCAUUCUAACAACAAGGCUUGGCUUGCGUUUGAAGCAUCUCUGGAUGAAGCAGAGACGCUCCUUCACAGCGAUUAUCUCGUUUACCAGAACACCAAUGGCCGAAUGAUUACCGACUGCGAGAGUUAUACCAUCCCGCAGCACUUGACCAAGCACAUUGAUUAUAUUACCCCAGGUGUAAAAGGUGUUGACAUCACAUCUAGACUUCGCCAUGCUGCUAUCAAGGGAGGUGUUUCCUCGGGCCAAGUGCGACCCAGGGGCACCAAGCUUGGUCGUCGCAGAUUCAAGCCGCGGAAACGCUUAUCGACUGCGCCUAUCCCAAAGGACCUCUCCACUUGCGACAAAGCCAUCACACCUGUCUGCUUGCAGACAUUGUACCAGUUCGAGUCUCUCGAUACUACGUCUGUCGUCUCCUCCAAUAACUCUUUGGGAAUCUUCGAGGAAGCAGACUACUACUCCCAAGUAGACUUGAAUCUCUUCUACGCCAAGUACGCCCCUCAUAUAUCCAAAGGCUGGGGGCCUGAACUGAACUCGAUUGAUGGUGGCGAAGCUCCUGUGCCUUUCACACAAGCUGGCGGGGAGAGCAGCAUGGACUUCCAACUGGCCAUUCCCAUCAUCUAUCCCCAGAAAACAGUAGUCUAUCAGACCGAUGACGGAUACUACUCGACUUUGGAAAACAAGAUGGGAAUUUUCAACACAUUUCUCGAUGCGAUCGAUGGGUCUUACUGCACGUACUGCUCAGAUGGCGAGUGCGGCAACGAUCCUGAGCUUGAUCCAGUCUACCCUGAUUCGCACCAUAACGGAUACAAAGGCAAACUCAUGUGCGGUGUUUACAAGCCCACAGCUGCCAUCUCCAUCUCGUAUGGCAAGCAGGAACAAGAUCUCCCCGCAUACUACCAGAAACGGCAGUGCAACGAGUUUCUGAAACUUGGUCUCCAGGGAGUAAGCAUUUUCGUGGCAAGCGGUGACACAGGUGUCGGCGGCAUCCCUGGCGAUGGCACCCGAAACGGCUGUCUUCGCAACGGAAAAGUCUUUUCGCCAACUCAGCCGAAUUCCUGUCCUUGGCUCACGAACGUUGGAGCCUCUAUGAUACCCCGAGGAAAGACUGCGAAUGAUCCAGAGGUUGCUGCUGCAUCUGAAGGCUUCUAUUCUGGUGGCGGAUUCAGCAACAUUUUCCCCAUUCCCGAUUACCAAUCCGAAGCAGUCGAAAAUUUCUUCGAAAUAUCCAAGCCCAAAUAUGCAUAUUAUCAUAAUGGGAGCUAUGGGAGCUCCAAUGGUCUAUACAAUCGGAAUGGUCGUGGUAUACCUGAUGUAGCAGCGAAUGGUGUCAAUAUCGCCGUUUAUGUCGGUGGGAGCCUCGUAACGGAAGGCGGCACAAGCGCAUCUGCACCCAUAUUUGCAGCCCUUGUUACACGAAUCAAUGAGGAGAGGCUCAAGAUUGGAAAGAGCGUCGUGGGAUUCGUCAACCCAGUACUAUAUGCACACCCUGAAGUGUUCAAUGACAUUGUUAACGGCACCAAUCCUGGUUGCGACACGCAAGGGUUCAGCUGUGCCCCUGGUUGGGUAAGCCCUUACCUCAAAUAG
Neoarthrinium moseri is the source of this 1938-nucleotide messenger RNA. RefSeq lists its product as uncharacterized. The coding region runs from base 1 to 1938 and encodes 645 amino acids. The transcript has 2 exons. Gene Ontology annotation, molecular function: tripeptidyl-peptidase activity; serine-type endopeptidase activity. The record is from RefSeq and is a predicted model, not a curated record. Gene Ontology annotation, biological process: proteolysis. Lineage: Eukaryota; Fungi; Ascomycota; Sordariomycetes; Amphisphaeriales; Apiosporaceae.